CGAAGAAGUGAAACUGCAACAAAACACAAGUUGGGCUCUUUAAAGCUGGAUGCGACUUCUUCUUCAAGGGAAAUACACAGAACAUGGAUCCUCCUGGCAGAUUGGAAAUCUACAUCCCAGCAGAGGCUGAGGUGAAAAACAUCUCUCUGUGCAGCUUACCAAACUCAGUGCUGAGAAGAAUGGGCCUCCCCCUGUCUGACUCUAAGGAGGCAGGGUCUCCAGAAGGCAUAUGGAUUUGUCCAGUAACCUUACGGAGGAAAGGGCAGAAACCAGUGGAAAACAUGUCCUCACUGCUGGGCAGAGAGUUUCAGGCUGCACCGGGUCCCCUCCGAAUGUCUUUUGUCUCCUCCAACCGUGCAGCUUAUGAGGUGCUGAAGGGUGUCCCCGGGAAAAAGGUCUCUGCACAGAGAUCUCACAACUCCCCGUCUCCUAUAGCCUUGGCACCAGUGAGGCACAGAAAUGCAGUUGUCAUCUAUCACGGGAACAUUUACCUGUCCAUCAGGAAACCCAAUCGAAGCCAGAGUAAACCAGAGGCCCGUGACCCACAGCCGACUGCCCAGUCCUCUAUUCCUUCAACAUCAUCAUCUAAAAGCCAGAGGAAGGAGCUGCUGAAUAACAACAGGCCCAAGAAGAAACACACCACGUGUAAAGUAACACACAGUGAAAACAAGAAAGAUGUUACACACAAGGUAAGGGACGUAUCCUCAUCCAAGACUGCUCGCUCUGUCCCUCAGUCCACUGGUAGUGUGCACAAAGUGGACAGCCACCGUCACACGGACGCCAGAGGAGAGCAGGCGGCAGAGGAAGCAGCAGCUCUGGAGCCAGCUUGGUUUCAGCCGGAGGGGGAGGAGGAGGAGGUGGUGGCCAACAAGGACAAUAGUGGAUAUGAGAUGCUGAACCUGGACGGUGAAGAAGCUGUGAGCACCAGUCAGAACAGUGACAUGGACACUAAUAUGCACAUCGAGGGUGAUGAAGGGAACCAAAGCGGCACCAGGAGAGAGCCUCUGGGUGCAGCUCAUGCCUCCACAUCACUCCUGAAGGAGUUUGACUUUGAGCAGCUGGCUAAAGAAGAGAUGAUCGCUCGAAUGAAGGCCAGACUCAGACAGAACGAAGCUGCUCUCAACAACUUCCCUUCUUUAUAAUGACACAUCAGUCAGACUUAACAGCAGUGAUGACGCUUUAGUUCUGGAAAAACUAAACUCUACACAGCAGCUAAGAGGCUAACUUUGGAAGAUUUGAUUAUGUCAGAUUGCUGUAAUGACCAGCAUGAACAAGAGCUAUGAUGAUGACACCUUUAUCUAAGCAAUUUAGAUUUAGUGUGCAUAGCCUAAACACAAACUUUAUUAUUGAUUAUGUAAAAUACAUGUCACAAACGCAGCAGGAGAUAAAUUCUGUUGUUCAACAGAACUGCAUGAAACAUUUAAACAAAAAUAACAAAGCGCUAUUUCCCUUAGUUUAAGUUGUGUAACAUAUUCCUUUAAUGUUUCAACAGGGAGUCAGAACUUAUCUAAUGAUGAGGUGACUGCCUUUUGCCUUAAAGGUUAUAUUGAUUGAAAAUAUUUAAGAAGUAGUACUUUGAAUGUGUCAGUGUCACAAAAGUGCAGUGAAAGCAUCCCUCCAUCCAGAGUACGCCAACUUACCUCCAUUUCAGUCACUUGAUGUGAUGAAAGGACGCCGACAAACCAAACUGUCCUCACCUAACUGACUUAUACCACCAAAAUAAGAGUGUAGUUGUAUAACUGACGGUCCUCUUCCUUUCUUUUUCAAAGACCGUGCUAUGCAAUUAAAAGCUCUAAAAACUAUGACGUGAACAUACUGAUCCUGAGGUCAAGGCUGAAUGAUUCGUGAAUUUUCAAUAGGCUACAAGAGAAGUUUACAAGACAAGUUAUUUCCUGAAAAGCUAAUGUGCAUCAAAUGUUUUUGAUAUUUGGCUCAACAAAGACUGGUUAUUAAUGUCAUGUCAUGUGCAAUCAUGUGUCAUGAAAUACUAAUGCAAGAUGUAGAUUUUAUUAGGACACUUAUGUGAAUAAAUUGCUUUGUUGAAAUAAGUCUUGUGAGCUGUAGACAGUAGAAAUGACUGUACAGUUGUUUGAGUGAAGUUACAUCAUUACUUUUAUGUUUUUAGCAAUGCAGUGUAUGAAUAGUAAUAUUUUUGGGUCAGUAAGUCUUUGUAUCACUCUUUUAGUCCAACACAUUCCUACAAGGCAAGAUUAUCUUAACAACUACUGGCUACAAGUCCAUUGCAUAUGCAGUGGAUAUCCAUUUUCUCCAGACCUUUACUCUCCAAAUAAAAAGUCCAACUCCUCAAAAGUUGGCAAGGUGUUCCUUUGUUAAA
This is a messenger RNA of Seriola aureovittata, 2335 nucleotides long. RefSeq lists its product as uncharacterized. NCBI's taxonomy places the organism in Eukaryota, Metazoa, Chordata, Actinopteri, Carangiformes, Carangidae. The record is from RefSeq and is a predicted model, not a curated record. Bases 84 to 1142 code for a protein of 352 amino acids. The transcript is spliced from 3 exons.